This is a messenger RNA of Eleginops maclovinus (Patagonian blennie), 7090 nucleotides long. RefSeq names its product methyl CpG binding protein 2 (gene mecp2). Gene Ontology annotation, biological process: negative regulation of transcription by RNA polymerase II. Lineage: Eukaryota; Metazoa; Chordata; Actinopteri; Perciformes; Eleginopidae. The record is from RefSeq and is a predicted model, not a curated record. The coding region runs from base 1 to 3132 and encodes 1043 amino acids. Gene Ontology annotation, cellular component: heterochromatin; nucleus. The transcript has 6 exons. Gene Ontology annotation, molecular function: methyl-CpG binding; chromatin binding; double-stranded methylated DNA binding.
AUGGCCGCCGUGGAGAGCGGAGAGGAAAGACUUGAGGAUAGUGAGGACGAACCCGUCGACCCCCAGCCUCCGUCCAGGGAGAGAGAAAGAUCCCACAGCAAGUCCAAGAAAAAACGCAGGGAGCGCCGCCAUGUUGACCGGGAUUCGGAGACCACGGAUACAGCCUCUGUGCUGCAGCCACAGGGGGCGGAGACACAGACCCAGCCUUCAGAGGAGCCGGUGGCGGGCCCCUCAGAGCUGGGAUCAGAGUCAGCGGCCGGUAGCGAGUCUGCAGGUUCUCCCAGGCAGCGACGCUCUGUUAUCCGGGACCGUGGGCCUCUGUACGACGACCCCUCACUGCCCGAAGGCUGGACCCGCAAACUCAAACAGAGGAAGUCUGGUCGCUCAGCCGGGAAGUUCGAUGUCUACCUGAUCAACUCGGACGGAAAAGCCUUUCGUUCCAAGGUUGAACUUAUCGCCUACUUCCAGAAGGUCGGCGACACGACCACCGACCCCAACGAUUUUGAUUUCACCGUCACCGGACGUGGAAGUCCCUCCCGCCGUGAGAAGCGUCCCCCCAAGAAAGUCAAGGUGGUGAAACCAUCAGGUCGAGGUCGGGGGCGUCCAAAAGGCAGCGGGAAGAUGCGGCAGGCUACGGAGGGCGUGGCCAUGAAGCGUGUGGUAGAGAAAACUCCGGGCAAACUGCUGGUCAAGAUGCCCUUCGGCAAAGCAGAGUCCUCCACUGGCACCGCCUCCGCUGCCUCAAAGGUGGUGUCUCCUGCCGUGGUGACCAAAUCCCGUCCGGGCAGAAAGAGGAAAUCAGAACAGGAACUUCCGGCCCCGCCACAGACCGCCCCGAAGAAACGGGGAAGGAAACCAGCCUCAGCCUCAGCAGCGUCAUCCGUUGCGGCAACAUCGACCUCCACGCCAUCGACCUCUGGUAGCCCAACAGCUGGGAGCUACGCUGCAGCCGCCAUUUUAGCCGCGGAGGCCAAGCGGAGAGCAGCAAAGGAGUCUUCCACCAAACUUGUCGUCCAGGAAACAGCCCUGCCAAUCAAAAAGCGCAAAACGAGAGAGACAGUGGAGGAAAGGGAAAGUGUUCAAACUCCAUCAGCUUCAACGGCCGAUACAGUAAAGGGGGAGGCAAGUAAAGGGGAGGAAGCUCCAACCCCAGAACCUCAGCCUACCCCCUCUGAGCAGAGCCAGACACAAUCGCAGAAACAGCAAUCUGCUUCCGAAGAAAGUCAACCACAUGGACACAAGGCGCAUAAAGGAAAGAAGCACAAGGAGAAAACGGGAAUAGCAACAGGAGAUGGCAGAAGCAGAGGACAGGAAUUAGACGAAGAUAUAGGUGAUAAGGGAGGAGCGGAGGAAACUGGAGAAAGAAGUAGCAGCAGCAGUAGUAGCAUUAGCCCAUCAAAAAGUCACAAACGGAAGGACCGACCGCCACACAAACACCACCAUCAUCACCACCACCACCACCAUCAUCACCGCCACCAACAUUCCUCCGCCUCCACAUUGGAUCCGCCUCUUUCUCCAGCCUCCAGACAUCCAGCACCAUCCAGCCAGUCAAAGGCGGAAGUCAAGCCCCAGGCUGUACCUCAGCUCUCCACACAACAAGUGCACCACACUCAUGAAGCUCCUCCGAAACCACAAUCCAAGCCUGAACCUCGACAAACUCCCCCUCAGCCCAGUUCCCAGCAGCAUCCCCAGUGCCAGUCUCCCACUCAGCCACAAGCCCAGCCAAGAUACCCAGCACCCCAGCCCUCUCCUACCAGGCAUUUCUUGCCCCAGCCACGGCCCCAAUCUCACAGUCAGAGCCAGGCAUCCUCACAAAAAGGCCAGUCACAUCCUGUCCUUUCCCCAGCCAAGCACCAAACCGAGCUUCAGACUCCCCCUCGGACACACCUUCCUCAAUCCAUCCUGCACAUUCAUCCGCCCCAAACAAGGCAUCCACCUCCACAAACCCAGUCUCCCACAGUACUCCAGCCUCAAACCCAGCCCAGGCACCCGUCUCAACCCCUAACACAGCUCAAACAACAACCCCAGCUCCGGCAAUCACUGCAGUCUCAUCUCCAACUCCAACCCCAGGCCAGAACCCCAGCCCAACUUCAGACGCAACUGCAACACAGAACCCCUGCCCAAAUUCAGCCUCAAUCCCAACCCAGGACCCCACCCCAAACUCCACCUCAGCCCCAUUCCAGAACCCCAGCCCAAACUCAGCAUCAACCAAUGUCCAGGACCCCAUCCCAAACUCAGCCUCAACCAACGUCCAGGACCCAAUCCCAAACUCAGCCUCAACCCCAGUCCAGGACCCCAUCCCAAACUCAGCCUCAGCCCCAGUCCAGGACCCCAUCCCAAACUCAGCCUCAACCCCAGUCCAGGAACCUGGCCCAAACUCCAAAUCAACUGCAAUCCAGGGGUCCUGCUCAAAUUCCACAUCAACCCCAAUCCAGGACCCCAGCCCAAACUUUGCCUCAACCCCAGUCCCGGACAUCAGUCCAACCUCACCUGCAACAAAGGCAUCAAAUGCAGCCCCAGUCCCUGACGAGGCCCCCAUCGCAAAACCUCCAGACCCAACACAGACAACAAGCCAGACAGUCUCUCUCCCAGCCUACGCCACCCCCGGCCCAGUCCCAAGCACAACCACAUUUUCAACGGAUUCAAACACAGCCACGUCCCCAGCCCCACCCCCAGCUCACCAGGCCCCAUGUGCAGCACCACUCAUCCCACCGACCAUCUCCAAGCCUAACCAGGACCAACCUGGCUCAGCAGAACCAGAGCGAACAGCCCCAAGAUCUGAGCACCACACGACCUAGCCGCGGAAGCCUUUUGCCAAUCCGAGAGGUCAGGGAUGAAGGCGUCAGGGCGGAGGGCAGACGGGAUUCUGCAUCAGAGAGCAGAGAGGUUUCAAGAGGAGACAGAGGUUCAAACAGCAACUCAAGGCCUUCAAGCUCCCUUCCUCCUAGACCCACAGGAGCAUCCGGAGCCGGAGUUGGUGGAGUAGAUGGAAGGGCGAGGCUCCGGGCUGAACCAGAAGCAGCAGGUGAGAGCAGGGAGCUCAGAGACAUCGUCCCCCAGUCCGCAGUCCCCUGUCCUAGCCGAGAAGAAACCGUAGAGUCACGGACUGCCGUCAGCGAAAGAGUCAGCUGAUCGGUCAGGUGGAUGACCGGGAUGACUGAUCGGUAGACUCGCGGACUGAGUCGGCGACAGAAGGAAAAGGAGUGGGACAGGGUUGUUCACGGAGUUUUAAUGAUUGGACACUGUUUUCAGAUAACGAAGGAUAACGUCAGAGCUGGUAGGACUGUCGGAGUCUCUACUCCGUCUGAUUCUGUCUGGAGACUCUGCAGAGGAUCUGGAUUUGAGAACCAACCUGACGCUCAAGGGCAGCUGGAGAGGAGAACAGAUAGUGUCUUUUUCUAGGAAAAUCAAACAAAGAGGAAAAAAAAGUGUGUGUGUAUAUAUAAUCAAAAGGCAGCUGUUGUGUCCCGCUAGUCUCUAAGGGGGAAGGGGGGGGAGUAGUUUGGAACUAAAAACCAACGCUUAACAACACAUUACUCUGAACGAAAUGUUGCUUCCGGAAUAUAACCUGUUUUUUUUUUAUUUGGUAUUAUGAUAGUUUAUUGUUUUGUCUGUUUGUUAUACAGCUUUAAACUCUGAUAUUAUUGACUGAUGGACCCUUACUCAUCGCCGUGCUGCUGACUGACAGUCCCUUAUUUAAAGUCCUGCUUUUUAAACUGACGGUGUCUCAUCAAGACUCCUUCUAUUAACUGAAAGUCCCUUACUGAAACUAGUCCUUGACUGAGAGCCUCAGAGGUGAUGUGGGGCGGUGGUUUGCACCUUAAACUGGUUUCUUAGAAAUCUACCAUAUUUUUUUUUAAUCACCAUUUCCCAUUUGGCCCACGAUAAACAAAGGCAUGGGGUCUGUAAUGUUUCCCAUCAACUUCCGAAAUGCCCCUGACAGGAAGCAAAUUCACACAGACCUCACUCUGAGCUGAGUCUUUCAAACCCAUUUUGAAUAUUGUUUAAAAUAUUUGAUCAACUUUAGGAGUUCUUGAGUCCUCCUAUCAGACACUGAACAGCCUAAACAGGUCAGAUGUUUGAUAAGAAAAAUCUCAAGAGCUCCUAAUUUGGUUUUAUUUCAAACCCACCGAGACGUUCUUCCAGGUUAGAGAUUCUUCCAUUCAGGUCUUCAUUGAAUCUGUUUGUUUUGGUAGUGUUUUUGUUUCCAAAGGAAGCGCUUUUAAUAUCAAACCAAACCCACUUUCACAGUAGCUCUGUUUUAGUUUGUAGUCUUAAUGAAAUGAGUGGGAAAAGGACUCAUUGUGUCUUCGUGUUGAAUGUCUGGAACAGUUUGCAUCCCCUCCAGUUUAUACAAUCAACCGCCUGCAUGUCGCUCGGAGACUUUGCAGGCGUUCAACCAGAGCUGCAACAUACGCAGAGGUCGACCUUGCUGGGUUUUUACUGUCGGACAUGUUGGUUAAGUCAGGGAAGACUUCUUCGGGGAAGUUAAACCCUAAACGAGGUCUGGUCGUGUGGAGACACAACAUUCAGUGAGCAGACAACAACCUUUCAGUCUGAAAGUCCAGAUUUGAGAGCAUGAAGGAGAUAUUUGUAAGAGUGGGAGGAGUUUUUUUGCAAGGACUCAACAUAGAGAUCAUCUGAUUGACAACCUGAAGCAACUCGGUUGAUAUUCUUAACUAGCUCAACUUGAUUCAACAGUUGGUGAACAUGAAAACAGGGAGCGGGUGUCAACAAAACCAACCAAAUCACUCAAAGGUUUCUAAUCACGUUGAAGAGCUAAUAACAGAAUCAUGAACUUCGUAUCAAACAGUCCUCCUGACAUUUUAGAAAAUAUUUCUUAGUGCCUUUUGUGUUUAGAUCAGACAGUUCAUCUUUAAAUGGGUUCGACUUGAAUGUCACUUGUUGGGCUUAGGAAGUGUUCUUAUCUGUCUAAAUGACUUGAAACCAUAGACCGUAUGAAAUAUGGAUAUGGUUUCUAAUAUCAUCCAUGGGCUUCUGAAGGGUAUAACUCUGGCUAAUUUACAACUGGGCAUCAGUGUAAUUGUAGCCAAUUAGCCAUGGAUGUUUAUUGAGAAAUGGAUACAGCGUUGGGUACGGGGCUUCAUUCAUUCCUAUGAAAUGUUCUUGGUUGCACAGGAACUCAAAAUGGCCUUUCUUUCAAGAACAAAAUGAUCCGGAUCUUCUGGCGAUCUUUAAACCCGUCUCCUAGCCGCUACAUCGUAGACGUUCGGUCUUGGGACAAAUUAAUGCAUUUUAGCGCAUUUUACAAAUGUUCGACCUAAAAACAAUUACUUACAGAUGUCUGUUUCCCAAUGUAAGUCAAUGGGAUCAAGUAUUCUUCAGGCAGAUGCUUUUAGGUGAAUGACUCAGUUGUUGUUGUUGUUGUUGUUGUUGUUGUUGUUGUUGUUGUUGCUCAAGUGGCCACAUGAGGAACUGCAGUUUAUGGCACUUCAGUUUAGGAUUCACUGCACCUGUUUGGACGUUAAGCUGACAGAUAUGGACGUGUCCUACUGAAGCAUGAAUGUAUUAUAAGGACCAGAUAUCAAAGAUAUGUCGCAAACUUAAAGGAAAUUGCUUUUUAGCUUCACGGAUCUAACUGCACAUGCUCGGUAGAGAUUCUCUCCGUGGCCCAUUGUGAUUUUAUGCAAAGGAAAGCCUUUCUGAUAAAGUUUGACGAAUACAAUAAUGUAAAAUGUUCUCAGCAAUUUUAUCUUCAUCUUCACCUCAGCUUUAUUUAAGCUCUGUUAUUGGCUGUUUGUUAGUGAAGUGCACCCUGGGAGUGGUAGUUGAUGUCUUUCCUUUGAUUGUAGAUUUGAGUGCUAGACCCAGCACCUUAUACUUGGUAAUUGCACUAAAUAUCUAACUUGUUCUGAUUGAAAAUGUAGAAAUAUAUGCCAACGUAUCUUGGGCUUACGUUCCCCUCUCUCUUAAAGCACUCACACUUUAUUUCACCUUGGCUGUAACCAUACAAAGAGCAGAAUCAAAGAAAAUGUGUGUUUUUAAUUAACCUGAAACAUACGUGUUGCAAUGCCCUGUCGUCCGUCUCAGCCAAGAAAUCAGUUUUGAGGUUUUUUUGGACAGCUGUAGUUUUAUUUCCAAAGGGGUCUUGUAGGUUCUUCGCUGAAACUACUCCUAAAACAAAGGGAAGUUGUGUAAUAGUCUCCUGAGCUCUCAAAUCUGAACGUCCAGAUGCUGAAUGUUAAUGCUCUCUCGAUAGAUUUGCCAUCCAGAAAUCUAAAACUUUUGCACCUUAUUUUUCACAUGUGGGGGAAGGCUCCUGCACUUUAACAAAUAAAUCGGGAAAAUUGAGCUCUUCGACCCUCAAACAAGAAAAACAAACUGAAUGUCUUCACCCUGGAUCCGAUAAAUGUGCCUCGUUCUCUAAAGUCCUCUCACCUGAUGUUUGUUGUCUCCACCUGAAGCCUCACCUCUGCUUACCUGACGCUCCGCCUGCCGCCCAGUUAUAGCAUGCUGUCUCUCACGCAGCUGCAUAAAUCAAACGCCCCUCUGUGAACGGACUCCCUCCACAGGACCCGACCCGGCACAACCUACAGUAACCAGCCACCAUAUUGCAUGUUCCAGAGUUUAGUGCCUAUAAUAUUGUGCGUCUUGCCAGAAGCCACCAUGUCGAGCCAAGCCAUGUUGUGUUUCUAGACUUAGUAGUGAUGUGUGUGGUGACUUCAUAGUUGCUAAUAUUGAGGAUGAAUAUUCUGCUUUUACUCUGGUUGGAAUUCAGUGGAAACUCCAAUACAAUGUCGCUGUAGACAAAACUAGUUUUUACCUGUUUUCUUAUUUUUUCUUUCUAACUAAAAGCGUUUGUUGUCCCCUGAUCUGUGGUCGUCUGACUGAUUGUAGCUCAACACACACACAAAAAAACACUGCUGGAAAUUAGCUGAGUACAUUUACUUGAGUAUUUACAUGUUGUGCUAUUUCUACUUCACUUAUUGGAUAUUGAACUUUUAAUUUAACUUCUCUUAUCUAUCUUUUAGUUUUUCAUCCCCUACCUGCAGUGAAAACCCUUGUCUUCCUAUCAACUUCUAUCCUCCCGGUUUGACUAUUAAUAAAGAAUACAGUAUAAAAACCACAA